AUGAGGUAUCUUGACCCCGACGGAUGCCAUCUCGAAAGGACGAUAUUCUCACGCACGUCACAGUUCAAGGACCCCAGUCUCGUUGACAACAGAUGCUACGUCAAGGGGGAAUGGGUGCAUUCGAGAGAUGGCAAGACUUUCUCAGUUUACGAUCCCACCGACGACUCUGAAAUCUGUCGCGUCCCAGACUUUUCCCUCGACGAGAUCAAAGAUGCCAUCUCCGCCGCGCACGAUGCGUUUCAAGUUUACAGAGCCAUAGCACCUCGCCAACGCCGCUUCAUGCUGCGCAAGUGGGGUGACCUGAUCAAAGCUCAUCGCUCCGACCUCGCCGCGCUGUGCACGCUCGAACUGGGCAAACCCUUCACCGAGUCCCUGGCGACGGUCGACUACGGGAUCGACUUCAUCGACUGGUUCGAGUCCGAGUGCGAACGCGUGUACGGCGACUUCAUCCCCGCCAACCGCAAGGGCACGCGCAUCAUCACGACGCGCGAGCCACAGGGCGUCGUCGUGGCCAUCACGCCGUGGAACUCCCCGGUGGCCAUGAUCACGCGCAAGGCCUGCGCAGCCAUCGCAGCGGGCAACACGGUGGUGUGCAAGCCCGCGCCCGAGACGCCGUUGUGCGCCAUUGCCAUGGCCAAGCUCUUCGACCGCGCGGGCUUCCCCAAGGGCACCUUCAACGUGGUGACGUGCGGGCCGGCCCAGAUGCAGGCCAUUGGCGAGGAGUUCUGCUCGAACCGGCUCGUGGCGCAUCUCAGCUUCACGGGCUCGACGGCCGUGGGCAAGUUGCUCAACGUGCAGUGCGCCAAAUACAUGAAGAAGGUCAGCAUGGAGCUCGGGGGCAACGCGCCGUUCAUCGUCUUCGAGGACGCCAACCUCGACGACGCCGUCGACGGCAUGAUCUCGUCCAAGUUCCGUUCCUCGGGCCAGACGUGCAUCUGCGCGAACCGCAUGUUCGUGCACGAGUCGGUCAUCGACGACUUUGCGCGGCGCCUCCAGGCCCGCGUCGCCGACACGGUGCGCGAAGGGCCCGUCUGGGACAAGACGGUCAACUUCGGGCCCCUGUACUCGGGCAAGGCGGUGGAGAAGGUGAAGAGGCACCUCGCCGACGCGACGGGCCGCGGGGCCAAGAUCCUGUUGGGCGGCGAGGUGCGUUCGGAGUUCGGGCCCAACCACUUCCCGCCCACCAUCGUCACGCACGCCGCCCCGGACAUGCUCUUCUGCCACGAGGAGACGUUCGGCCCCGUCGCGGCGCUGAUCCCGUUCCGCUCCGAGGAAGAGGUCAUCCGCCUCGCCAACGACACGGACGUCGGGCUCGCCGGGUAUCUCUACACCAACGACAUCGCGCGCCUGUGGCGGGUCGCCGACGCGCUGCAGGUGGGCAUGGUGGGCUGUCGGGUGGGAUUGAUUUCGGCGUGUGAGCAACCGUUCAGCGGCGUCAAGGAGAGCGGCAUCGGGGUCGAGGGCUCGAUGCAUGCCCUGGACGAGUAUGUCAACAUUAAAAGUAUCACCAUUGGCGGGUUGUAG
Cladophialophora carrionii CBS 160.54 is the source of this 1524-nucleotide messenger RNA. RefSeq lists its product as uncharacterized. The transcript has 2 exons. Gene Ontology annotation, molecular function: succinate-semialdehyde dehydrogenase (NAD+) activity. Bases 1 to 1524 code for a protein of 507 amino acids. The record is from RefSeq and is a predicted model, not a curated record. NCBI's taxonomy places the organism in Eukaryota, Fungi, Ascomycota, Eurotiomycetes, Chaetothyriales, Herpotrichiellaceae.